This is a messenger RNA of Schistocerca serialis cubense, 354 nucleotides long. RefSeq lists its product as uncharacterized. The coding region runs from base 39 to 281 and encodes 80 amino acids. The record is from RefSeq and is a predicted model, not a curated record. The transcript is spliced from 3 exons. Lineage: Eukaryota; Metazoa; Arthropoda; Insecta; Orthoptera; Acrididae.
CGCUGUCGCCGCUACUGCUGAACGGGACAUCUGUCACCAUGGCUUCUCAACUUACUUUCAUUGCUGUGCUGCUGUUGGUAUCAGCAGUUGUAUGUGACUCAAAACCAGCUAUGAGAACACCCUUGGAUGCCAUCGACACAUGCCUCUUCACCUGUGACUACUGUUACAAGGGGAGGGUCCUGUUGGAGUGCGCAAAUGAGUGCCUGGAUCGUGAAGGAACGAUGCAUGAGAAAUGGCUAAUGACAUGUCCAUAUUUUGGACAACAAGUUUACUUUGAAUGAAAAUAACUUUAUAACAGACAAUGUUAAGCAUGUUUACAGUCUUCAUUUUGUUAAUUUGUUAAGUAAAUAUAAU